GGAAAAGGACAUGAGGGCGUGUCAGUCGAAGAAUGAAGACGUCAAUGGCCAGCCGGCAUAAGAUGGACUCAGCCGUCCAGACAAAUAGUGCAUCAUGCGACCGACUUCCGCGUCUUUCACUGCACAAAUAGACCAGGAACAACAAAUCGGACUUACGAGACGACACCUGUCUGUCUGCCUGUCUGCACACAGCCCUGGCUCCUCCCUCCCUGCUGGAGCACCGGCUUGUUAGUCACCAACGCACACAAACACACACUCACACACCAACCACACAUCAACAAUCGUCCUGUCUGUCGGCUAGCCCUGUUCCCUGUCCUUGAGCCUGGUCCGCCUGCUGCGGGUUUUCUCGUCGAGGCUCUCUGUGACGGGCACCGCUUCAGCCACCACCAUGGGAUCAUGGAUGCGCAGAUUCAACGCCACAUCCUCAACACGCGCCUGCAGCCAGUCAGUCAACACCCACGCAGGAAUCGCGCGCACACUCUUUCCUUGCUUUGCUUACGAUGGCGUCCUCGUAUGCGACGGCCUCUGAGUGUUUCUGGACGGUUGUCCAGAGCUGCCGCGCCUGAUCGAUGCUCAUGUGGGGGACGUGCCUGCACAGGGCGGCCACAAAGCCGUCCUCCGUGUACUCGGGAUCGUCAUACACUAUCACCUGGAAGAAACACACACACACACAGAGAGAGAGAGAGUGUGUGUGUGUGUGUGUGUUGACUGACUGACGGCUCUGAAUGGUUGCCUCCUUCCUGACCAUGCCUUGUGGGAGCUUCUUCUUGGUGCCGAAGACAGCGGUCUCCUCGGGCACCAGCUCCUCGUCACUCCACGGCUGACAUGCACACUCACACACACACACGGGCACACGCAUCCGCAGACGGACAGACCGAGGCCAUUCGCACACACCAUUCAUGUCCUUCUCUUAUGUACCUGUGCCUCGUCUUCGCGCACUCUGUCCCUGGUCUUGAGCCGGGGUGUCAACAGCUGUUUGGAACCAAUGGCCUCUUGAGGUUUGGGCUGACCCAACGCACCGCCGUCACUCGACAUCAGCAGCAGGCGGACCGAAGCACGCCGCCUCAGUUUGUGAGAUGGGAGUGACCGCCACUCAUCGAUCUGGUGCAGUGAUGUGAAGGCGAUGGACAGGGAGGGCAGCUCGGCGAUGAAGGGCAGGAGAAGAUACCAGACCAGCGCUGAGAGGUCGGGGUGAAGCAUGGUCGUCAGGAAGCGCAGAUCAGUGCUCCGGCUAUUCUACGGAGAUGAGGCCGAUGAAGCUGCUUU
Molecule: messenger RNA, 1266 nt
Organism: Vitrella brassicaformis
Lineage: Eukaryota; Vitrellaceae
Source: the annotation of a GenBank genome assembly